GAGGGCGGGGCCCUGCCGGCUCCCGUCCCAGCGGCCCCGCACGGGCAAGGCCGGGCCCCGCCGCCGCCGCCCGCCUCCCCUCCGCAGCCCGGGCCGCCGCAGCCCGCGGCCGCGCCUUCCCCUGCACGGCUGCCGCCCCUGGCCCCGCGCCCGCGCCGCCCGGCUCCGCCCCGGAUCCUUCUGCGCAUGCGCCUUUGGGGACGGCUGAAGAAGUCUUCACCAUAGCCCACGUUACCAUGGCCACCCACUUCUUCAAGGAUCAGGGGGAGAGAAUCAAGUGUGUUAAGGGGGACCUUUUCUCAUGCCCCCAGACGGACUCAUUGGCUCAUUGCAUCAGCGAGGACUGUCGCAUGGGUGCAGGCAUAGCUGUUCUUUUUAAGAAGAAGUUUGGAGGCGUACAAGAGCUGUUGGAUCAACAGAAGAAAACUGGGGAGGUGGCAGUUCUCCAAAGAGACGACAGAUACAUAUACUACCUGAUUACGAAGAAGAAAGUUUCCCACAAACCAACGUAUGAGAAUAUGCGAAAGAGUUUAGAAGCCAUGAAAACUCACUGUCUCAACAAUGGAGUUACUGACAUUUCCAUGCCUAGGAUUGGAUGUGGACUUGACCGCCUGGACUGGAACAAAGUGUCAGCAAUACUUGGGGAAGUGUUUGAAGACACAGAUAUUAAGAUCACAGUUUACACUCUGUGAUCAAAACACUGUAAAGAUAGCCUUAUUUCCCCUGCUUUCAGAAGUGUCAACUUUUUAACUGAUCGAGGGGAAACUGCAUGCUGAGCACAUUCUUAUUCUGAGCGUAGCUCACUAUCGUGUUGUCAGUGGCAGUAGCUUUAAAAAGACAAAACCCAGAGCAGCUGGUUUGAGAUGUAGUAUUUAGGGAUCCUGUGAAGAAGGCAGGGGUCUUGUGGGAGCCCUUGGGGAAUUUACAGUGUGUCCUAGGAAGCCACCAGAUGUCACUGGUCCUCCACCGAGCACCUGCAUGCAACGGAGCCUCUGCAUAAAGUUGGCAGUCCCCAUGCGGAGUGAAAUUAGAGCUGUCUAGCACUUAGAUAUCUGUUUUGUUGUUCUGGUUCAUAAUGAUGAACUGUGGAGCCCCUGUGACUUUAUUUUAAAGUUUUGCAAUGUUCAUGUACAGAAUAGAGGUUAUAUACUUUGUUCUUUAAAGGAUUAAAAAUUAUUUUUUUAUCUUCUGGGCAUAGAUACUUUUUUUUAAAUGAGAUUGUACUCGCUAAGAACCAUGCUGUCAAUAUUAAGUAAAUAACUUUUCAGUAUUCUGCUGUCCGAUCAGAGCACGGUCCUUGUGAAAAACCAUACCAGUGUCUGUAUUUAUUGUAGCUAUAUUCUAGAGGCAAGCUGGGUUUUGAAAGAGAAAGCUGUAGAUGUGGGGAAAAUGCCUUGUAGGUGCAUACAAUUGGUGUAGUCUGCCGAACACAGUUUUCAGAGAGUCCUCACGUAUGAAGUCCUGAUGUGCUGUAAAAGGUAGUACUGAAGAUACGGGUUGGUUUUCAUAUUUAAUUUUCUACUGCAUUUGUAGUUUAGCUGUUAUGGGUGGGUUGGUGUCUGAUGUUCCCAAAUUGCAAAAGCAAAUCAGUAAGUAGCACUUAAUUCAUCAGACCAUUGGUAAGCAUUUGGUUCUUCGGAAAGUUUGGUUCCAGUACUGAAGGACUGUUGUAUAAUCUUACUGUCCUCUAUGCUUGAUUUCCCCCCACCCUCAUAAUAACAAAUCUUUUGAGUUCCCUUAUCCUGAAUGCCCAGAAAAAUGCCAGGCACUUCCAGAUAUGUUGAAUAAACCUAACAGAUGAGACAUAACACUUAGAGAAGUUGUUAGCAUAAAAGAGCAUUCCUAAUAGUUACUUUUCACUAAACAUUGAAUGUAUGAAGCCUUUUCCUUUUUGCCUGAGCAUUGUGGGUGAAUAUGUAUUGUAUGUUUGCUUUGCGAAUUCCGUUGGUGUCUUUAACAGCUUUGUAUUAUUUCUCUCCCUGUUCGUUGAUCAUCCUUUAUUUCUUUGUAAAAUUCUUUUCUGGUAGAUAAUUGCUGUAGCAAAUACACAAUCGUAAAAAAAAUAAACUGAGUAAGACAAA
Messenger RNA from Dromaius novaehollandiae (emu), 2081 nucleotides. RefSeq names its product O-acyl-ADP-ribose deacylase 1 (gene OARD1). The record is from RefSeq and is a predicted model, not a curated record. Bases 237 to 692 code for a protein of 151 amino acids. Lineage: Eukaryota; Metazoa; Chordata; Aves; Casuariiformes; Dromaiidae. Gene Ontology annotation, biological process: peptidyl-glutamate ADP-deribosylation. The transcript is spliced from 7 exons.